UUUUCUUUCUUUCUAUUUGUUUCACUUUUUAUGACUCUGUAGAAUAUUUGGUUUGGAAAGAACUUUUUUUUUUCCCCAAGAAUUUCAUUCUCUAUAAAAAGUAUAGAUUUUCCAUCUGGACUGUUAAUGAUUAUUAUUAUUUAAAAUCCUUAGUUAUUUUUACUUUUUUAUUUGUUUUUCAUGGAUAUUAACAAUACAAUGUAUAUGUGCUAUCUAGCUUGUGAUCAUUUUCUCUACUAUUACCAAAAAACACGAUUACACCAUCUGUGUCUAAUUCUCAUCCUGAAAUGUUGACAUUAGCAAGUACAUCCAAAAAAUUCACAAGGAUAAAUCUGCAUACUUUAAGUACUAUAACUAUCAGACACUAACUAAGAAGUGGCAACUCCUCUACAGGAAAAUCUCCAAGUCAGAUUUAAAGAAAAAUCUAAUAGAGCAAAGAAAAAAGUUUUGGAAUUGGAAUUGUGUAUUUUUCUUGUUCUUCAUUCUCCUUCAAUAAGUAGCCAAGCCUGUGUAUCCCCCUUACCCCUCCUUCUUCCUCUCAUUUUCCGUUUUCUUAACACAGGAUUGGUCUCUCUUUGUCAGUCUUGUUUUACUAUGUUGUAGAGCUACAAUUCUUCCUGCAUGAAUAUGAAAUGGGCUGGAUUGAAUUAGGGGGAAGUGGCAGCUCCACCUCUCUCAUCAGAUUCAGGACUAGAUUAGUGGUGGAGAUGGAACAAACCAGACAGUACUGGCAGCAUGACAAUAACCAGCUUUGCUGUGGCUCUAAUUUUAGGGAUCAUCCCUAUAGCCAGCUGCUUUGACAAGUCCUCCAGUUCAUCCAUCUAUCAUCUUCUCCACCAGCACCAGCCACUUCAACCACCUCGUCCCCCAUCCCAGUAUCCUCAGCCUAACCCUGCUUCCCAUCACCACACUGGUUGCCCAAAAUACAAAGGGAAAUGGGGAUCUGUUGGUGACUUUGUUAAUGUAACAGAGUUUGGUGCAGAAUGCUUAAACUGGGUGGACGUGCCCACUUACCUGGAGAGAACACCAGGUAAAGGUCUGGGAGACCACAACUUCUGUAGGAACCCAGAUGGGAGGAGCAAACCCUGGUGCUUCUUCAGGAAUAACCAUGGAAGGGUGGACUGGGGCUACUGUGAUUGCAAACAAGGGUCCGUACGCCUUAGGGAAAGCAAAAGCGAGUCUGAGGAAAAUGUUGUGGAAGUAUAUAUGAAUGGUGUCUGGGGAACUAUCUGCAGCAACCAGUGGGAUGAUAAUGAUGCAUCUGUCAUAUGUCGACAACUUGAGCUUGGGGAUAAAGGUACUUCUAAGAAGAUCCUAUUGUCUGGACAAAGUCUAUCUCCUGCACUUUGGAAUGAUGUACGUUGCCGUGGCAAUGAAGAAAAUAUACUACUAUGUGAAAAGUCCAUUUGGCAGGGUGGGGCAUGCCCGCAGAAUCUAGCAGCUGCUGUCUCUUGUAGUUUUACACAAGACUCUGCAUUUAUACCUGCCCGCCUGGUUGGUGGCAGCUCCACUUUUGAAGGUCGGAUAGAAAUCUAUCAUUCUGGCCAGUGGGGAACAGUUUGUGAUGACCAGUGGGACGAUGCAGAUGCUGAAGUAGUAUGCAGGCAGCUGGGACUUGGAGGUGUUGCUAAAGCAUGGAGCCAAGCGCACUUUGGAGAAGGUGUGGGUCCCAUACUAUUGGAUGAGGUGCAGUGUACAGGCAAUGAGUUGUCCAUAGAAGAGUGUCAACGGAGCACAUGGGGGGACCACAACUGUGGCCACAAGGAAGAUGCAGGUGUUUCCUGCACCCCACUGGCAGAUGGUUCUAUCAGAUUGGCUGGAGGUAAAAGUAACCAUGAAGGACUUCUGGAAAUAUUUCACAAUUCUCAGUGGGGAUCCGUGUGUGACGAUGGUUGGACUGACCUGAACACACAGGUGGUGUGUCGCCAGCUGGGAUUUAAGCAUGGAAAAAGUUCCCUGGAAAAUCACUUUGUAAGCAGCACAGGGGUGAUCUGGUUAGAUGACGUAAGGUGCACAGGGAAAGAGUCUUCUUUGAUCCAGUGCUCUAUGAAGGACUGGGGGAAGCAUGACUGUACCCAUCUGGAAGAUGUCCUCAUAACCUGCCACCAGGACGCAGAUACUCAUAGGGUUUUUACUGGUCCUCCUAUCAGAUUGAUGGAUGGUGAGACAAAAAAAGAGGGGCGUGUGGAAAUUUAUCUCAAUGGUCAGUGGGGGACAAUCUGUGAUGAUGGAUGGACUGAUAAAGAUGCAUCUGUAGUAUGUCGGCAGCUUGGCUACAAGGGUCCAGCAAAGGCCAGGACUAUGGCAUAUUUUGGAGAAGGAAGAGGUCCCAUCCAUGUUGAUAAUGUUAAAUGCUCAGGAAAUGAAAGAUCUUUGGUAGAUUGUAUUAAGCAAGAUAUUGGCAAACACAACUGCCGCCACAGUGAAGAUGCUGGUGUGAUUUGCGACUAUUUAAGCAAGAAGGAAUGGCCUGUGAGCAAAGAAUCUUCCUUAUCUGGUUGCGGUUUAAGGCUGCUGCAUCGCCGACCUAAGCGAAUUAUUGGAGGGAAAAAUUCCCUCAGAGGUGGAUGGCCCUGGCAAGUGGCACUGCGACUGAAAUCCUCUCAUGGUGAUGGACGGCUGUUAUGUGGAGCAACGCUUAUUAGUAGCUGUUGGGUGCUUACAGCUGCGCAUUGUUUUAAAAGAUAUGGUAACAAUACUCGUAAUUAUGUGAUACGAGUUGGGGACUAUCAUACACUUGUUCCAGAAGAAUAUGAAGAGGAUAUUGCAGUCCAGCAAAUUAUAAUACAUAAAGACUACAGACCUGAUGGCAGUGACUAUGAUAUUGCUCUAAUCAAGCUACAUGGGUUAUCAGAGCAAUGUGUGCGUUUCAGCAGCCAUGUUUUACCAGCCUGUUUACCACUAAGAAGGGAAAGGCCACAGAAAACUGCCCAAAACUGUUAUAUCACAGGCUGGGGUGACACAGGGCGGGCCUACUCAAGAACAUUACAACAAGCUGCUGUUAAAUUGCUACCAAAGAGAAUAUGUGAGGAGCGCUACAGGAGUAGAUUUACAGGAAGAAUGCUUUGUGCUGGAAGCUUUCCAGAACAGAAACAUGUGGAUAGUUGCCAGGGCGACAGUGGUGGACCUUUAGUGUGUGAACGCUCAGGAGGCAGCUGGACAGUGUAUGGGGUAACCUCUUGGGGUUAUGGCUGUGGAGUCAGAGACUCUCCUGGAGUUUAUACUAAGGUGUCUGCUUUUACCACAUGGAUUAAAAAUGUGGCCAAUUUAUAAUCACAAGGAGAACUGGAAGUUUCAUAGGAUGGUAGACUAAACUGUAAUGUACAUCACCACCAAAGACCUCAGGACUAAGGAUGUCUUCAUUAUGUCUGAAUCAUUUUCAGUAAUUGUAGGCAUUGUGGUAAGAGUGGUUUGACUGGUAAUGCUUAUUGUGUAACCAUCCCUGCUGUAAAAUGCCAAACAGUAUAAGGCAGACAGGUGCAUGUUGAUACUAUCCUGUUUAUGAAUGGAUAGAUGUUUUUUGUGGAUGCUGUCAGGUGCACCCACAAGAAUUCAUGUACUCUAGGUGAUAUAAUGGAUCAGCAGCGUAACAUCAAAUAUACGUCUUCUGGACAUUGUUCUCUCAGGAAUAUAUUUUAUGUAUGUUUUAAUAAUGACCAAAAAUGACAUCAAAACCAAAUAUUGCCUUAAUGGUAAUCUCUCCAUGUGUGCCAUAGCCAAAAUUGCUCUUUAGAACAGGGUUAACUUAUAUAGCUCUAAAACAAUGUAACUAAAUAUUAUAAUUUGAUGUAUAUUAGACAUGUUCUUUUAUGUUUCUGUACAUAUAGGAAAUUCCUAUUACAUAAGUAUUGACUAAGAACGAGUGAAUGUUUUUUUUAUGUUGUUACAAUGGAAUGGUAAAACAAAUAUUUACCUUGACAUUAUUUUCUGCACUUAGAAUAUUUCUAGGAUACCAAAUUUAACAUUUUAAAACAACCUUUGAAUGUUGAUUUCUAUUGAAAUCAACAUUGAUUUUACAUUUUAGUAUAUGUAAUGUAAUAAAAGUUAACCGUCUCAUGUAAAAAACAAUCAUGUUAAUUUACCAUUUGGCGAAUAUUUGACAUUCAUUUAGAAAGAAUAAAAGUGAUCUGCAAUCAUUAUAUUAUUAUUUUUUUUUUUUUUUUUAAAUGUUCAAACAUUUUCACCCACUCCUAGUAAUGGCAUGCCUCAAAGUAUGCUCAACCAUAACAGGAAGUUUGCUUUCUUUGUAAACAGUACAAAUGUCGUAAUUUGUAUUUCUUUGUGAAUAUGAACCCCUUAACAAAUGCUGAUGUACCAUUACGGCAGUUGUCAUUUUUACACUAAAGGAUUAAUGUCCAAAAGCAUCCUGGAGUGAUGUAUGUAGUAAUAGUGUGUCUAACCGUUGUUGGUGAGACCCACAGGGUAUGUCCAUCCCAUUAAAGGGUAUACACAGAUUUUUAUAUAACUGCAUGUAAUAGACACUACUAUAAAAAAAUAAUAUGCACAGAUACUGAUAUAAAAAUCCAGUAUAAAACCAUCUAAAAACUUACUUAGAAGCUUCCAGUUUAGCAAUGUUUAUGAGGUUAGGCUGGAGCACCCAGUGAAUUGGGCUGGGAAAACAAGAACAGCAGACACCCCCGUCCCCUGCAUAUGAAAAGACCCAUUUCACAAACAGGAGCAAGCUGUAGUAGGUAGACAAAAGUCCACUUCAAAACGUUGGGGAUUGGUUAGGAGUCUGAAAAUCAACACAAUGUUAUUUAAAAAUAAGUAAAAGUAUUCAUUUUUACAAAAAACCCCAAAAAACUGGGCUAUAUAAAUGGGCUAUAUAAAUGUAUCAUCUACAAAAUAUUUAUGCAAAGACAAAUCUAGUGUACUAUGUCCCUUUAAGGGGUCAACUAAAUAGAAAUGUGUGUAGCCUUUAAGUCAUAAGUUACCGUAAGAAUAUUGCACUUUCUGCUAACCAUUGAAUGGGAAACUAUAUUGUACACUAUCUUUCACAAUUGCAAUUGAACAAAUAUUUGUCAACAUGUUAACUUUCUCCCCAUGCAUUAAAAAUAUACUGUCGGCAAACA
Bombina bombina (fire-bellied toad) is the source of this 5072-nucleotide messenger RNA. RefSeq names its product serine protease 12 (gene PRSS12). The coding region runs from base 736 to 3273 and encodes 845 amino acids. Gene Ontology annotation, cellular component: membrane. The record is from RefSeq and is a predicted model, not a curated record. Gene Ontology annotation, molecular function: serine-type endopeptidase activity. Gene Ontology annotation, biological process: proteolysis. The transcript is spliced from 13 exons. Lineage: Eukaryota; Metazoa; Chordata; Amphibia; Anura; Bombinatoridae.